Messenger RNA from Achroia grisella, 1301 nucleotides. Its product is annotated as pancreatic lipase-related protein 2-like. Gene Ontology annotation, molecular function: triacylglycerol lipase activity. The record is from RefSeq and is a predicted model, not a curated record. The transcript has 7 exons. NCBI's taxonomy places the organism in Eukaryota, Metazoa, Arthropoda, Insecta, Lepidoptera, Pyralidae. Gene Ontology annotation, biological process: lipid metabolic process. Bases 135 to 1142 code for a protein of 335 amino acids.
CUUACUGUCGGACCAAUUAGAUUUUGCUUCGAAAUGAGCGUUCCAACUUGAAGUUUUAACAAAGUUUCAGUUGAUGUGUGAAAAGUUCAGUUGUACAGUGUGUCUGAUGUUUGUGACUGGGGUACGGAGCUGGAAUGUUUUUGUGGUUGUUUGUUAUUUAUACAGUUGUUGGAGUUGAAGGUAUAAAAUGGGACGCUCCAACACCAUACGAUCCUGUGUGGUUAGCGAGCGUCCAGGAAUAUGCCGUGGUACCGCCACUGAAUGAGUCGAGAUUUUGGUGGGGUUGGGUUUCUGAGUCCGAUGUUCAAUUUCGGCUAUUUACAAGGAGUAAUCCCUAUGAUUAUCAAGUAAUCAAAAUUAACGACACGAUGUCUCUACGCAAGUCCAAUUUCAACUUCUACAAGAAGAUCAAAGUAUUGACUCAUGGAUGGGUAAACAAUGGCUAUAGCCCUAUGCCGGAAUCCAUAAAAGAAGCCUACCUAAAUGUAAGCGAUGUGAACAUAAUUGUAGUAGAUUGGAGUAACGCAGCAAAUGUUAACUAUAUACUGGCUAGUUAUAAUGUAGCCAUGGUGGGGAGGCUCCUUACCAAUUUUCUAAACUUUCUCAUUAAGGAAGGUGUCUCCAUGAAUGAUGUGCACCUAAUAGGGCACAGCCUCGGUGCCCACGUCUCAGGCAUAGCUGGUGCUCAUGUGAAGAAAGGACCCAUUUUUUCCAUAACCGGAUUAGAUCCAGCUUUGCCACUUUUUACUUUUGGUAAUAAAGAUGCAAGACUGGACAAACAUGAUGCCAGGCAUGUAGAAGUCAUACACACUUGCGGUGGCUAUCUUGGAUUUGCGUCGCCUUUAGGACAUAUCGACUUUUAUCCAAAUGGUGGUACGCGGCAACCUGGCUGUGGCUUCGAUUAUAGAGGUCUAUGCGCCCAUAAUCGGGCCCAUAUGUUUUUCGCCGAGUCCAUAAUUUCCGACGUGCCCUUCACCGGGGUCCGGUGUGAGAGUUACGACGAGCUCUAUUACCACGGCUCUUGCAAGGGCACCGGGGAGACGUUAAUCAUGGGUGGUUUCGACGUACAUUUCGGGAAAGAUGGAAUUUACUACCUCAAAACGAACGCAGACCAACCCUACGCAAUUGGGGACCCGGCGUGAAUUACGAUGAAAUAUUAAUCUCCAACAGUGCCAACUUCGCCUAUAAAUUAAAAUUUCAAAGGGAUUAUUUUUGAGUCAGUCAAAAAGUGAACUAAAAGCAGUUUUAAAAAAAAAUUCUUUCACUUAUAAAUAUGAGUACUCAUACCCACAACAUAUUUU